Messenger RNA from Oryctolagus cuniculus (rabbit), 1731 nucleotides. RefSeq names its product mab-21 like 4 (gene MAB21L4). The record is from RefSeq and is a predicted model, not a curated record. Lineage: Eukaryota; Metazoa; Chordata; Mammalia; Lagomorpha; Leporidae.
AGACUUGCUCCACGCUGCAGAGUGCCUGCAGGUGUGUGUGUGUGUGGGGGGGAGGCAAGGCUCUCCAGCCAGGCAGGGUGGAGCCACCCAGGCUGCUUCCUCCAGUACCAGACAGCUCCAGCUCGAGGCCAGGGACAUUCCUGGUGGCUGGUGGCUGACUCACCCACUGCGAAGGCCUUGGCCCCCAUUCAGCUAUUUAGCCGCGGCUGCCAGGCUGUCACUGGAACUCCACUGCGCGGGGAGCCGCCCUCGCCUGGACCCAGCCAUGGCCGUGCAGGUGUCCCUGUGGCACCACUACCUGGCGGCCGCCCGGUCGCGGCAGGCGCCCCGCGCGCAGGCCUUCCAGGGCGCGGAGGACGUGCUGCUCACCGUGCUGGAGCGCCUGCAGGCCCUGGACGCCCGCUUCCUCGUGGACUACUCCCGCGACGCGGAGGCCUUCCAGUUCGCCCUGCGCUCCUCGGAGGGCCCGCUGGACGUGCAGGUGCCGCUGCGUGUGGACGCCCAGGCGCUCCUGGUCCAGGAGCUCGAGGCCGCCGAGCCCGGCCAGGGUCCCGGGUGCUGCCGCCUGGGCAUCCCCAGGGACGCGGCCGGCCUGGAGCGCUGGACGACGGACGACGUCUUCAGCGCGUCCUCGGAGGCCGACGCCGAGUGCUGCGGCCACAUCGUGCCCAGCAAGGUCCUGCGUGUGCUCAGGGAGCUGCUGGUGGCCGCCAUUGUGCACUGCAGGCACCACGGCCUCAUCCCCCCAGGUUCCCUGAGUGCGGCCAGCCUGGAGGAGGAGCAGCUGCACCUGUCCCUCUUGGUGUCCGGCGGCUGGAGGAAGAUCCGCUUCAACGUGGUGCCUGUGGUGAGGAGGGAGCACCCGGGGCCCGCCCUGGAGGGGGCCCAGCUGUCGCCGGGAUUGCCCGAGGGCAGCCUGCAACGCAUCCUCAGCCACGGGGUGGACCUGGUGCCGGCCAGCGGCCAGCAUUGGAGGACCUCCACGGACUACCUGCUCACAAGGCUGCUGCACGCUCUGGGCUCCCUCCCCGGCCACAGGCUGGACGGGCUCUGCAUCCUGGACAGGGUGAACCACGAGAGCUGGCGGGACGGUGGCCAGAGCCCCGGCCUGAGCUUCAGCCACCUGAAGGCGGUGCUGCUGUGGGCCUCGGCGCUGUUCCCGUCCCCGGAGGACUGGGCGGAGCUGCAGGGUGCCGUGUACCGCCUGCUGGUGGUGCUGCUGAGCUGCCUGGCCACCCAGCGCCUGCCCCACCCGCUGUGCCCCACCCACAACCUGCUGGGGGCCCUGGGCCCGGACCUGCACGCCGUGUACCCACUCGUGGAGCGCUUCGCCAGCCAGCCCGAGGCGUCCCUGCGCAUCCACGCCACCCACCUGGGCCGCUGCCCGCCCCCUCGCCUCGGCCACGGCAUCAGGGCGCUGCUGCAGCUGCCGGCCAGCGACCCCGCCUACUGGGCCACUGCCUACUUUGACGUCCUGCUGGACAAGUUCCAGGUCUUCAACAUCCAGGACCAGGACCGAGUCUCUGCCAUGCACAGCGUCUUCCAGAAGACCAAGAAGCUGGGCGCUGGAGAGGGCUGAGCAGGGCGGGGCGCCCCCGGGACCACCCCAGCCCGGCCGUGAGCACCGGGAAAGGCCGAGGGCUGGCUGUGGCCCCGUGGCGGGGUGGGGUGGGGGAGGGGCGGUGGCUCGUGGCACAUUCGGUCCUGAGUAAAGCAGAGGCCAUGCCUGCA